Molecule: messenger RNA, 572 nt
Organism: Saccostrea cuccullata (small rock oyster)
Lineage: Eukaryota; Metazoa; Mollusca; Bivalvia; Ostreida; Ostreidae
Product: ficolin-2-like
Exons: 4
Coding region: 105-572 (155 amino acids)
Source: RefSeq, a predicted model, not a curated record
CUGUGGAUUGUAAGGAUCUCCUCGACAAGGGGAAGGAUCAAUCAGGCGUGUACACAAUUUAUCCUUAUGGCACCAUUUUAAGACCCGUCAGCGCCCUCUGCGACAUGGAAACACAGGGUGGGGGCUGGACAGUUAUCCAGAAAAGAAAUCGAGAUGAAAACCUUAGCUUUGAUAGAACAUGGGAAGAAUAUAAAAACGGUUUCGGAACACCACCAGGAGAUGUCUGGAUAGGAAAUGACGUUAUCAAUCAAUUGACAAAGGGAAAUGACUCAUCUCUAUAUGUAUCCAUAACUCAAGAAGAUAAAGGAACUGCGUAUGAAUUGUAUGGUCGGUUCUCUGUUUCUGAUGAAACAGAUAAAUACAGACUCUAUCUCGGAGGACCGGCCACAGGAACAUUAGAAUUGACUGUCAACUCCCAUCACGUGACUGGGCUGUUUGUUUCAGCAGAAAGCGAUGGCAAUAGAGUAGCAUCAACAGAUGUCGCUGUGGUACAGUUGAAGGAAGGGGAUGAAAUACACAUUUGUUCAUCACCAGGUGUCAAUGUCAGUGCAAAAAUACACAGUGCGCGCUGA